AUGUUGCGAUACGCCGCAUUACGACGGGGCCUUCGGACUGUGAGGAAGGCGUGUCUUCUUUACCGCCACGCCCACUCCGCCCCGCAGAGCCACUACCGACCGAUCAAGAAAGUGAUGGUGGCGAAUAGAGGUGAGAUCGCCAUCCGCGUGUUCCGAGCCUGCACCGAGCUGGGGAUUCGAACGGUGGCCGUCUACUCGGAACAAGACACCGGACAGAUGCACAGGCAAAAAGCAGACGAGGCCUACCUGAUUGGGAAAGGUCUACCGCCUGUCGCUGCUUACUUGGACAUCCCUGACAUCAUCAAAGUAGCCAAGGACAACAACGUGGACGCCAUCCAUCCCGGUUACGGCUUCCUGUCGGAGCGCUCGGACUUUGCCCAAGCCUGCGCCGACGCCGACGUCAUGUUUGUCGGGCCGACUCCGGAAACUGUCCGCAAGAUGGGAGACAAAGUAGAAGCCCGCGCCUUGGCCAUCAGCGCCGGCGUACCGGUGGUUCCUGGGACUGACUCCCCCAUCAGCAGCCUGCAGGAGGCCCACGCCUUCGCCCAGACUUACGGCUUCCCCAUCAUCUUCAAAGCGGCCUACGGGGGCGGCGGUCGAGGCAUGAGGGUGGUCCGAGAGUACGAGGAACUGGAGGAGAAUUACCAGCGGGCCUACUCUGAAGCGCUGACGGCUUUCGGCAACGGCGCUUUGUUUGUUGAGAAGUUCAUUGAAAAACCCAGACACAUUGAAGUGCAGAUUCUCGGAGAUAAAUACGGAAAUGUCGUCCACCUCUACGAGCGAGACUGCUCCAUUCAGCGGCGCCACCAAAAGGUGGUGGAGAUUGCGCCGGGUUUCCAACUGGAUCCUCAGCUGAGAAACAAACUCCAUUCGGAUGCUGUCAACUUGGCCAAACUAGUGGGCUACGAGAACGCGGGGACCGUGGAGUUCUUGGUGGACAAACACGGCAAGCACUACUUCAUUGAAGUCAACUCCCGGCUUCAGGUGGAGCACACAGUCACCGAGGAAAUCACAGACGUGGACCUGGUGCACGCCCAGCUACACGUGUGUGCUGGCCGCAGCCUGCCGGAACUGGGCCUCAAGCAGGACAAAAUCAGGGUCAACGGUUGCGCCAUCCAGUGCAGGGUGACCACUGAGGACCCGGCAAGAGGUUUCCAGCCCGACACCGGCAGGAUCGAGGUAUUCCGGAGCGGCGAAGGUAUGGGCAUCCGUCUGGACAGCGCCUCCGCCUUUCAGGGCGCUGUCAUCUCGCCGCACUACGACUCCUUGCUCGUCAAAGUCAUCGCCAGUGGCAAGGACUUGCAAACCGCUGCUUCCAAGAUGAGCCGAGCCCUGGCGGAGUUCAGAGUCCGAGGGGUUAAGACAAACAUCCCGUUCCUCCAGAACGUGUUCUCCAACCACCAGUUCCUCCACUCCACCGUGGACACGCAGUUCAUCGACGAGAACCAGGAACUGUUCAACCUCAAGCCCACGCAGAACCGAGCGCAGAAGCUUCUACACUAUCUAGGUCACGUGAUGGUGAACGGACCAACCACACCCAUCCCAGUGAAGGCUAAACCUUCCUCCAUUGAUCCUGUCAUCCCUCCCGUCACCAUGGGAGACCCUCCAAUAGGAUUCCGUGACGUCCUACUACGCGAUGGUCCGGAGGGUUUCGCCAAGGCCGUGCGUGCCCACCAGGGCCUCUUGCUGAUGGACACCACCUUUCGAGAUGCCCACCAAUCCCUGCUGGCCACCAGGGUGCGCACCCACGACUUGAAGAAAAUCUCGCCGUUUGUCAGCCAUAACUUUAGCAACCUUUUCAGCCUGGAGAACUGGGGAGGUGCCACCUUCGACGUGGCUAUGCGCUUCCUGUCCGAGUGCCCGUGGAAGAGGCUCCAGGAGUUGAGGGCUUUGAUCCCCAACGUUCCCUUCCAGAUGUUGCUGAGGGGCGCCAACGCCGUGGGCUACACCAACUACCCUGACAACGCAGUUUUCAAGUUUUGCGAGGUGGCAAAAGAGAACGGCAUGGACGUCUUCCGCGUUUUCGAUUCCCUCAACUACCUGCCCAACAUGCUGCUCGGUAUGGAGGCCGCCGGGUCGGCGGGAGGCGUCGUGGAGGCCGCCAUUUCCUACACGGGUGACGUGUCCGACCCCAUGAGGCAGAAGUACUCCUUGGGCUAUUACCUGGAGCUAGCGGAGGAGCUGGUCAAAGCCGGAACGCACAUUCUUUGCAUCAAGGAUAUGGCUGGCCUGCUCAAGCCAGAGUCCAGCAAGCUACUAAUCGGCGCUCUGAGGGAACGAUUCCCGCACGUGCCCAUACACGUGCACACGCACGACACGGCCGGCGCAGGCGUGGCCGCCAUGUUGGCGUGCGCGGAGGCCGGAGCCGACAUUGUGGACGUGGCGGUGGACUCCAUGGCCGGCAUGACGUCUCAACCUAGCAUGGGCGCGAUGGUAGCCUGCGCUAAAGGGACCAAAAUGGACACCGGUAUCGCAUUGGAGAAGGUGUUUGACUACAGCGAGUACUGGGAAGUGGCUCGAGGCCUGUACGCGCCGUUUGACUGCACGGCCACCAUGAAGUCCGGCAACGCCGACGUCUACGAGAACGAGAUACCCGGAGGACAGUACACCAACCUCCACUUCCAGGCGCACAGUAUGGGCCUGGGGAAUAAGUUCAAAGAAGUGAAGAAGGCCUACACUGAAGCCAACAAACUUCUGGGAGACCUUAUUAAGGUGACGCCGUCGUCCAAGAUCGUCGGCGACCUGGCCCAGUUCAUGGUGCAGAACAACCUGAGCCGCGCCGAGGUGGAGGAGCGGGCCGACGAGCUGUCCUUUCCUCUGUCCGUGGUGGAGUUCCUGCAGGGCUACGUCGGGAUACCGCACGGAGGAUUCCCGGAGCCCUUUAGAUCCAAGGUACUCAAGUCCCUCCCGCGCAUCGAGGGACGCCCCGGCGCCUCCUUGCCGCCGAUGGACUUCAAGUCUUUGGAGGACGGGCUGCGGGCGGCGCACGGUGAAGACAUCACGACCGAAGAUGUCAUGUCGGCGGCUAUGUACCCCAAGGUCUUUCAGGAAUUUAAGGAAUUUACCGCAAACUUUGGGCCGGUGGACUGUCUGAGCACCCGACUCUUCCUGGAUGGUCCAAAGAUCGCUGAGGAAUUUGAGGUGGAGCUGGAGAGGGGCAAGAUCCUGCACAUCAAGGCUCUCGCCCUGGGUGACCUGAACAAAGCAGGCCAACGGGAAGUCUUCUUCGAGCUCAACGGCCAGCUGAGAUCGGUGCUGGUUAAAGACACUGUCGCCAUGAAGGAGAUGAAGUUCCAUCCUAAGGCCCAGAAGUCCAUCAAGGGGCAGGUGGGCGCGCCCAUGCCUGGGAAAGUGCUGGAGGUCAAAGUGGAAGUGGGCUCCAAGGUGGAAAAAGGUCAGCCUCUCUGCGUCCUUUCCGCCAUGAAAAUGGAGACGGUGGUCAACUCCCCGCUGUCGGGCACGGUCAAGGCAGUCCACGCCGUCGCCGACUCCUCCCUGGAGGGUGACGACCUGAUCCUGGAGAUCGAAGAGUAG
Molecule: messenger RNA, 3534 nt
Organism: Nerophis lumbriciformis (worm pipefish)
Lineage: Eukaryota; Metazoa; Chordata; Actinopteri; Syngnathiformes; Syngnathidae
Source: RefSeq, a predicted model, not a curated record